AUGGACUCCAUCCUCAACUGGUCAGCGCCCAACCUGGAGCCAGCCUUCCAGCGGUUGUGGACAGAUGCUGGGUCCAACAUUGCGACCUUAGCCGACCCCGAGCAAAGCUGGCAGCGCAAAGUCCUCUUCGCGCUGGUUGCCAUUUUCAUCGUCCACACCAUUUGCACGAGCAUCUAUCGGCCCUUGACGUUCCUAUACGAGUCUUACUUUGAAAUCGUCAAAGGAGGGCAGUAUUACAACCACGUUGCAAAAUUACACGAACAGUACGGACCUCUCAUCCGUGUCAGCCCGCAUGAAGUCCACUGGAACGACCCCGAGUUCAUCGACCAGGCCUAUCCGACCACUUUAAGGAAGACGGAUAAGCCUGUAUGGGUCGCUCAAAGAACGGGCACCCCUUACUCUAUCGUGUCCACCCCAAGCCAUGACCUGCACCGUCGCCGGCGCAAUGCUCUCAACUCCUUUUUCUCUGUCGCUAGUGUUCGCCGCCUCGAGCCCAUCCUGAAGACUUACAUGCAGAAGAUGAUGACGCGCCUGGAGACGUCUGGCAAAGCUGAAAAAGUCGUUGAACUCCACCGCGUGUUCAAGGCUUGUGCAAGCGAUAUCAUCACUCUCUAUGCUUUUGGCGACAACAUGGGCUAUAUGGACUCUCCUGACUAUGGCAAAGACUUCCAAGAGUCCACCGAGUGGUUCUUCUACCUUACGCACAUCUUUGGCCUGGUCCCGUGGCUCGUGCAAUAUGCCCAAAAUGCGCCCGUCUGGCUCGUGCGGCUCUGUUUCCCCGUCUUGACUGCACUGCGCGAGCGGCAAGACUGGUGGAUUAACAAGGUCCGCGAAAUCCGAGCCUCCAAAAACCCAGAGCGAGUCAAGAGCACCGUGUUCGAAGGCAUCCUGAACAGCUCCCUGCCGGCGGAGGAGAAGACCGACAUUCGAUUAGCCAGCGAAGCCCAGCUGAUUGUCUUUGCGGGCGAGGGAACCACUGGUCACCCACGCGCUGAUGUGCGCCGUGUUCCAUCUGCUCGCGAACCCGGAAGAGCUCGCCAAACUGAAGAAAGAGCUCAGCGAGGCCAUACCGGAUCCGACCAACAUCUCCGUUGCGCAAGUCGACAGCCUGCCGUAUCUGGGCGCGAUCAUUUCCGAGAGCGUGCGUUUGCACCCCGCGUGAUGAACCGCCAAGUGCGAAUGAACCCCGACGUCCCGAUCGUGUACGACAACCCGGUCGACGGCAAGCAAUACAUCAUCCCGCCGAACACCAUCUACAGCAUGUCGCCGCUGGAAACGCACAUGAAUCCGAAGGCCUUUGGUGCUGAUCCGUACGCGUUCCGUCCACAGCGCUGGAUCGAACAGCCCAAGCUCUCCAAGUACUUCCUUGGCUUCUCCCGCGGCACGCGAGGCUGUGUUGGCAUGACGCUUGCUCGUCGCGAAAUGGCGAUGACGUUGGCGACGCUCUUCACGAAAUACGACCUCUAUCGCGGCCAGUCGGGGCCCACGCUGGAACUCUACGACACGUACCGAUCGAGGGACAUUGAUGUGAAUGCAGACUACAUUAUCCCGAUCCCCGCCAAGGGCAGCAAGGGUCUGCAGGUCAAAAUUCGCAACUAA
Aspergillus nomiae NRRL 13137 is the source of this 1599-nucleotide messenger RNA. Its product is annotated as cytochrome P450. NCBI's taxonomy places the organism in Eukaryota, Fungi, Ascomycota, Eurotiomycetes, Eurotiales, Aspergillaceae. The transcript is spliced from 7 exons. Gene Ontology annotation, molecular function: heme binding; monooxygenase activity; iron ion binding. The record is from RefSeq and is a predicted model, not a curated record. Bases 1 to 1599 code for a protein of 532 amino acids.